Messenger RNA from Lytechinus variegatus (green sea urchin), 8226 nucleotides. Its product is annotated as gamma-adducin-like. Gene Ontology annotation, biological process: barbed-end actin filament capping. Gene Ontology annotation, molecular function: actin filament binding. Lineage: Eukaryota; Metazoa; Echinodermata; Echinoidea; Temnopleuroida; Toxopneustidae. Gene Ontology annotation, cellular component: plasma membrane; postsynaptic density; cytoskeleton. Bases 347 to 2620 code for a protein of 757 amino acids. The transcript has 16 exons. The record is from RefSeq and is a predicted model, not a curated record.
AGCGUGCUAAUUCCCUCCUAUUCAUUUUGCGCCAUUCAAGCACUGUGCCUACUUUACGCACUAAUACCAUUCAUUUCAUUUGAAUGCCUUAGCAUUGAACUUUGAGCGAGACUGUUAGUACACUGUGCAGACUCUUUGCAUUACAGUCAACCCUGUCGAGACAAUCCUCCUUUCCUCUCUCUGGAAUUUAUCUUGUUGGAAUAUAUCCACCACCCAGGCCACAUGGUGUAGAGUAUUUAUAGCCCAAGGUUCGUGUAACAGGAGUGGAUAUUAUCAUAUUAAUUUCAGAUUGGUAGAUAUCUGGUAGAACAACACACCCCAACACAUUCAAACAGACACAUCUAGGAUGGCUGACACGUUACCGAACGAGGUUGAGGAAGCCCCUCAGAGUCCAGCAAUGAACGGCAAAUCAUCAAGACACCGGGAGAUCGACAACAUGGACCUGGAUGAUCCAGAAGUACAGAGGGAGAUGCAGAGACCAGCACACAUCAAGAACGACAUCAGAGAGAUGGACAGAAACAAGAGGGUCUCACUUAUUCUAAACAGUCAAGCGUUUAGAGAAGAAUUAGAAGCCAUCAUCGACAGUCAACUAAAGGGUGUAUUUCCAACCUGUCGGGCUGAUGUCGAUUUCUGUCGGGGUAUUCAGAGUGGUCCACACCCUGCCAGCCUUUUAGCGCUACAACAAAUCUCAGAACUGGUGCUGCCUCAGUCCCGCUUCAACCAGAGUACAGGGAGGAGUCUCGGAGGAGGAAGAAUCAAUUCAGGUACAAGUUGUGUUAUACCAGUAGCAGAUAUUCGAGGGUCCGACUCAGUCAACUACUCAAAGGGAGAGAAGGCCCUUCGCUGCAAGCUUGCCUCCCUCUAUCGUCUAGUAGAUCUCCACGGAUGGACUCACCUCAUAUACAAUCACAUCUCAGCUCGUGUGAGCAAGGAGCAGGACCAUUUCCUGAUCAACCCCUUCGGCCUCCUCUACCACGAGGUCACUGCAUCAUCCCUCAUCAAGAUUGACUCCGUAGGCAACAUCAUCGACCAUGGCACGACGACCUAUGGCCCCAACCUGGCCGGCUUCACACUUCACUCUGCUAUCCACAAUGCCAGACCAGAUGUCAAAUGCAUCCUCCAUGCCCAUACACCAGUUGUUGCUGCUGUAUCUGCCAUGGAGUGUGGCCUUCUGCCGAUCUGCCAGGAGGCGCUCAUCCUGGGUGAGGUAUCGUACUAUGACUACAAGGGCAUCGUCAUUGAUGAUGAACAGAAGGACAGCAUCAUCAGGGCGCUAGGUCCAAAGAAGAGGGUGUUGUUCUUACGUAAUCAUGGUGUUGUAUGCUGCGGACAGACCAUUGAGGAGGCGUAUUAUCUUACAGUCAAUGUCAUGGCAGCAUGUAAUACACAGGUUCAAGCGAUGUCUGCCGGUAUAGACCAACUGAUCAAGGUGUCCGCAGAGAUUGCAGAGAAGACCAGAGAGGUCGCUUCCCAGGGAGGCGGAGGUGUACAAGGCGAUGAUCAGAUCAAGAAGUGGCGCUGGGGAGAGCUGGAGUUUGAAGCCAUGAUGAGGCAAUUGGAUAACAUGGGUCACAGAACCGGUUACAUCUACCAUGCCCCUCUGGUGCGGUCCGACCCAAAACCACGCAGCGACGUCGCCUACCCAGCCGUCUCAACCGGCGUCACGUAUAUCUACGAUGACGACGUGGAAGGCAGCAAGUACGAGUCGCCCUUGAAGCUGCUGAACAGGAAAAAGGCAAAUGAGAAGACCAAAUGGAUGAAUACACCCAACGUUUACUCUAAGGUAGAAGUACCGGUUGAACAGAACGGAGAGGAGAGCCCAAAGACCAAGACAAAAUGGGUGAGUGAAGCAGACAAGACAUCUGGGCAACCUACCAAGAUCCAAGAUCCACAACAGUUUGCUAAACAGAGUGAUAACCCUAGGGAAUUCAAGACAAAAGCAAAGAAGGUGACAGCUGAACACUUCAAAGACAACAAGAACCCAGGUCCCACAUCACAGGUCCUAGCUGGCAUUGAUGACGGCCGUAAAGUACAGAUCGUGGCAAACGACGCCCAGUUGACUAAUUCCCAAGAGAAGUUGCUCUACGAAACACAGGGCCAGAAUAUACAGCCUGGUCAGUUCUCUGUGGGGUCAAAGGGCAUUGUCCAGCGUGACCAUCAGAACGAUGCCUUGGUCUAUACCGUCUACUCGCCCAAUCCAUUCUGUAGCAUGACAGAGAAAGACAUCCUGGAGUACAAGAGAGAAAUCGCUGAGAAAACAGGCCAGGAUGUACAAGAGAUUGAAUUAAUCUUCCAAGCUCCUGAAGAAGAGGAUAAUAAGCUUGUAGAUGCUCAGGGUGACACCAAGACAGUCACAACUACCAAGAUAUCUACAACAGUUACAGUAGCAGGAGAGGGGGACACUGCCACAGUAGUCAAGACAAGAGUAUCGGAGAAAACGACCAUCAACGGUAGGGACGAGAACGAGGACGAUGAUAGGGAGCCCUCGCCUGGUGUAGACAGCACAGGAUCAUCACCGACAAAGGACCCUAUGUCACCCUCCAAGAAAUCAAAAUCAAAGAAAUUCCGUACUCCAUCGUUCUUGAAAAAGAAAGAGAAGAAGGAGAAGAAAGGAGAAUAGUGCCCUCUUUGGUUGAGUCAUGCAAUGCAGAUGAGAUUGGUUAUGUGUUGUUUGAAGGGAAAACAAAUAAUCAUCAAAUACAAAGAUAUCUGUCUGAGUAAUUUGUGAGUAAAACCAUAUGAUGGCGUUGAACUUUGACAUACCAUGGAAUAUAUGUAAAUUGAUGAGUCGGUGAUGAAAAGGAAUCAAGGUUUGUCAUGUGUAUGAUAUCUAUAUAGUGUAUGCAACGACUCAAAAUGACAAAGGUCUCUUGUCUCUUAAGAACGAUGAUCUACGCUAUGUACCUAAUUAAAAAAAAAUAGUCAAUAGAAAUUAAAUCCUUUGCAUUUUCUUAGCCAUUCUAGAGUUGAUGAAUAUAAAAUGAGGUUAUAAUGUAGGGAAUACUCAAUUAUCUUUUUUUUAUUUCCUCAAUGAAAAAGUACUGAUCUUGUUGUAAUGAUUGUGUGAUGAUCAGGUUCUCCUAGAGGAUGUAAAGCCUGGUUCUUGUUUGGAAAUUUUUCAUGUUCUUAUAUCUGUAGAGUAAGAAUUCUUAUUGCCUUGACUCUUCUUUUCCUACAUGUGAGACACCUCUUGAAAAUUUUGUUUGUAAUCCAUGGAAAAUAUUUGAAAUUGGCAUUUAUUUUCUGUUUAUGCUGCAUUGAAUCAAAGCAUCAGUGAUGUAGAAAAAAAUAAUGCAUUGAUUGUUUCAGAUGGGAAUGACUCUUAGAAAAAAUGUAUGAUCAGAUGUUCUGAAAUAAAAAUUUCUUAUUUUCCAUGGAUUUUCUCUUGCUUGAAAUUGCCCGAAGGUACACAAUAAUUCAUUAGGUGAGCACGUUUCAAUGGUAUAAUAAUCAUGUUUAUUGCCAAAAGUACUUGUAAGUAGUUUUUUUUUUCUUGCUAUAUAUACUGAUUAUAAUGCUAAAUGACUUAUUCUUAUGUAGUAUAUGAAAUAUGUGUAUUGUGUAUAAAAGUAAAAUUAAAGAAAGCAUGCGUGAUAGAAUUAUAGUGGUUUAGAGUUAUUUGUAAUCAUCAAUUUUCCAUCAAAACACCCAUGGUUUCAAGAGGGAAGAUCGUAGCAUGCUAGAUGAAACGUGUAAAUUACAGCACUGUGCACAGACAACAGUGAACUUAUGAUUGAUUUACAAAAAAAGCACUGUGUAUAAUAUUGUAAAAUCAAUGCCAUUGCGAAUUGUUAUUUAAAGCGAAAAUGAAGUCUUUUUGUAAGUAGUUUCAUGAGAACGGCAGUGUCGUUGGGACAAGCGAGUUCAUUGUGUAAAAAAUUCUUCUUCUGUCGUUCUAAUGAUUUCUAUGAUUCAAGUAAACGGUGUAUUCAUGUGUAUUCAUAUUCAAAACAUGUGGGUGAACAGAUAUGUUCUUAACUGCGUGGUUAACUGAAAAUUCAAUUUUUUUUUAUAUUUGCUGAAAUGUUGAAGUGUAGUUAUAUGUAGUGUAUAGAGAGAGUGGACAAAAAUCUGUGAUUUUUUAUCACAGUCACGGUGAAUGUUAUGUUAAAAAAUUAGGUAUGAAAAGAAUCAUUCCCUUUUCAUUAUGGGACUUACAUGGUGUUCAACAUUUGAUGUCUUAAAUGUGUCAAAGUCAUGAUUGGGAAAAACCUUCAACUGGUUCAAGAGACCCUUGGAAGUUGGUUUGUAAAUUGUAAAAACAGGACUUGAAUAUAAAGGCAUGGGACUAGCAUUUCCCAAACUGGAUAGGUUUGUGUGUGGCGUGCAAUAGGCCCAGUCAAAGAGCUUAGAAACGAUUGUACAAAGUAAAUCAAGUCGUUAGAUUUCUUUUUGGGGGGUAUAGGUUGCUGUGGGCGUUGGUGAUGGAUACCGCAUAAAAUGACCCUUUUUUGUUGAUCGUAUCUGUACAUGAGUUACUGUGCAACAGUUUUCUGUAAAUAUGAGCUGCGUCAAGAACAAUAAGGAAAAUAAUCUUUUGAAAGUUUGUCAAACGCAUGUUUUUGUCAUCUCUGGGGUUUUUUCCUGUCUUUUCAUUUACCCAUUGGUCAUUUUUUUUGUUAUGUUGUCAAUCUUCCUAUUCCAUCUUCACAUUAGAAGAGCAGGUGGGUGUUUCACAAAGAUUUGAGUAUGACUUACGUCGCACUUAAAUACCGACGCAUACAUGAUAUGCAGUGCACAAUCUUACUGAUGAAUACGCAGUAGUGCGCUUCCUCUUGGCAUGAUCUGACCAAUGCGGUCAUGCCUUUCAUACCGCACGCAACUAGGCAUUUAAGUACGACUCUAAGUCAUACUUAAAAUCUUUGUGAAACCCCCCCUGAUUGAAUAGAGAGCAUGGGCAGUUCAGACAACUGUUGAGCAAGAUAUGGAUCGAGAUCUGGGGACUGUUUCAUGAAAGGUUUCAGCACUGACAAUUUGUCAUUAUCAAACGGUUACCAGUCAAGAUACGUUUGUUUCUCAGCCAAUCAAAACCCAAGGAAAGCUGUCAGAUCUGACAACUUGUCAGAAAAUAAAUUUGGAUGAAACGCCUCCCAGAUUUUUGACAUGUAUACAGUUACAAACGAUAGAAAUGACGUCAUUUCAUCAACGAGCAUGAGCUGUAAGAUUUUCUAAAUGAUUUUAGUGGAUGUCAGGUUUAUGAAACCAGACCUAGGUUAACACUCGAGUCAUGUGAUCGUGUGUAACUGAUAAAUACAUGGUGAUAUGUCAGGCUGAGAUAGGGCAAGUGUGUAGGCUGCGAUGCAUGUGUGCCUUGGUAGUACUAGAUGUACAUCUGAAUAAAGUUGCACUAAACCGACCUCACUUGACAUUAAAAUGUACAUGUAGAUAUAUUUGCUAGUGAACGUGUUAAAGUAUUUCGGACCAUUGCAUAUAGCACUGUGUGGUACUUUUUUAUUUUCAUGUGAUCAUACCUCAGCAAUGCUAUCAUACAGACUCUAAGGCAACUGAAACUUGACUUUUUCGUUCUGUGUCAGGUCUGGGUUUUGGUGUUUGUGAGAGGUUUAUGAUUAUGAUUUAAUGAAAGUGUUUCUUCAAGAUCAGUUGGUUUAGUGCAAUUUUUAAGAGCAAGCAGAGUCAAUAUAGAGGUAUGGAAUGAAGGUUAGAGUGAAUGAGCGACGAUCAUGUGAUCAUCACAUGGUCUACGUGCCUAUAUCACAUGCACAGCAUGUUGUCGUCAUGUGGUGUCCAUGCAAACCAGAUACUAGGUACCAAAAAGAAGAAAUAAAGUUGGUCUACUUUUCAAUCUUAUCUUGGACGGAUGAUUGAAACAGUUUGGGAGAAUUUGAAAAUUUGAAGAAAAAAAAAAGGAAAAAGAAAAGAAAAAUUAUAUUUUUUAUUUCUCUGACUAUAGAUGUGAAAGACAUGUAAAGAAGCCUUGUUUUAUUGAAAUGCUAAUUUUGUGAAGGAUCUAAUUCUCAAGAUUUGUAGUGUUAAGCAUAGACUGUAGAAAACAAAGUUUAGAAAGUAGCAUGCAUAAACUGCCAGCCAUUUUAAGAGAUGAAGAAAUUGUAGAGGUGAAACGCUUAUGAUAUUCUUGUAUUUGAUUCAAUUAACAAAGAGAAAUUGGCAAACUGGGAAAUGACUGUGUGGUUCCUUUUUGUCUGUCACUGUGAUUUGUAUUUAAAUAGGAAAUCAUAUGCAUUGUUGAUGUUGCUAAGAUAACUAAGUGUACUGUAAUUAUUACGUAUUCAGUGGAUUUGAAUUUUAAACAAUUACUAUUCAUAUUUAAAGAAAUACCGUGUUCUAAGAAUCUACGUAAAGGAUCGUAUCAAAUUUAAAUGUACCUUAUAGUACUUGUAUAUUUUUCUUUUCUCCUAUGGUGCGAUGGCUAUUGUAUUCCUAUUAUCUUUUUUAAUGAUAAAGUAGUCCAUCCUCCCCCUUCUGAUUUAAAAGUAGAGGCUCUUUUCGUAUUUGUAUACACAUUUAAUAUAGAUUAGUAUGCUUAUACAUAUGUUCCGAAAUCUAUCUUUAGGCAUUACGCAAUCAAACUAUACGUAGCUGCAUUUAUGUAUGUAGAAGCACCUUUAACUUUAUCACACAAUGAAACACAAUGCAUCAUUGCACUUAUUUUAGUUUCCUAAUUUUAGGUAGAUUUUCAGUAGGCAUGAAGAGGGGGUGGGGGGGAUGUGGGUGAAGAUAAAUCUGCAUUUUUUAUACUUGUUUUAAAGUGAUCAUUUGGAGAGGACAUGUUCAAGUCUCGAAAUCGGCUUCAAUUUUUUAUAAUCUUCAAAGCACUUUUUGUGGUCAUGUCACGAUUUUUCUCUUUUACCUUGUAUAAACAUUGAUUUGAUAAUUUUUCAUUCAUCGAUGUAGUCAUGGUAACAAAUAAGAUUAAGAUAUUGGACAGUCAUGUAUUCGUGUUGUCUUCAUUGUUGCCAAUUUGAUAGGAUACAAGAUAGAUAUUCAAAUGCUGUAUAUUUCAAAUAUCAUUCUUUUGUUUCUUGGAAUGAGGCCAAUUUUUUUUUUGUUAAUUUUACUUUGCUUCCUCUGUAGUGGAAUUUUGUAAACUAUUUUGUAGAAUGUAUUCAUUUACGGCAUUAAAAUGCCCAAUAUAUUCAUCACAAGGACAGUACUAGGUACAAUGUCACUGUGUAUUAUUUUGUUUUUGUAUCGUUGCGUCUUUUCAUCGUUGAAGCCUUAGGAAUCCAUAUUUCUCUUCGCUCAGCUUUUUUUUUUAAUUCAACACCAAUCAUAUUGUAUUGCCUUAGUCUUGGACUAAGCCUGAUUGGAAGAAAUAUUACCAAACAUCAUGAUUUUAUUUAUGCAAAGGAAAAGUAGACUAGUUCUCCACAGCAAGAAGACUUUUAGGUUAGCUGGUUAUGGAAUCUAUUUUUAGAGGAUGAACGACAUAUUUCUAUCAUCCGAUAGAUGUAUUCUGUCUGAUAAAGCUUUUAUUCACAAACCAAAUGAAAGAUGCACAUGCAGUAAGUUGGAAUGGUUAUGAGGGAUUGCAUUGUAUUACUUUUUAAUUUAACAUAGUGUAGCCUUUUAAUUAGAAAUGAACUCACCUUUUUUCUUCUGUAUUCUGUAAUAUGUACAUGUAUGUUACUAUCUAUCACAAGAGUGUACAUGUUCAAUCCAUGUUUUGAAAACGUGAGACCUUGUACCGAAACAUGUGUCUAACGGUAUGAAGAAGCGGAUAUGUAUAUGUACAUUAUGACUGGAAGUUUCUUCAAUUCAAAAUCCAGAUGUAAAAAUGAACAUUUUUUUAAGCCAGGGCAGCGAUUAUUAGAUUGUCAGGGUUUUUAUUUUGACAUUCUGCUUGUGUUUUUUUUUUUUUUUUGUAUUCCCUGCUGCAUAUCUGGUCCUACACAGUUAUGAAGUCAACCAGUCAUUAUCUUUGCUAGAUUCCAAACCAAUAUUCAUGCCAUUAGGGGUUAUAGAUACCUCCCAUUGUAUAUGUCAAGAUAUAUUCUGUUUCCGGUACAAACAAAUUCCUGAAAAGCACCAUCAGUGGGAAAUCACACGACUACACAAAUAGUCAUUUACUAAUCCAUGGUUGACAUUUCAGCAAUGAAAGAGGGAAGAAAAAAAUCGCGCCAGUGCUUGUCAUUUAAAGGUAUUGCAUUCCAAUGUAAUAACCAGUGGGUUUUUCUGACAUUUAAUAAGUACUAAUCCAAAUUUGAUGCCUAUAUUAAAGAAUCAAUUGCUCUAUUGAUCUUGAUG